AUGGAGGGCAGACUUGAUCAAUGUGCUACAUACUUAUUGCAGUUGGCCCAACAGAGAAAAGAUUCCAUUCAUGUAUGCUGUAGAAAGCUUCAGAUUCAGGGCUUAUGCAAAGCCACAUUCAUAGAAAUCUUCCAAAGUAUAGAUACAUACUGCCUGCAGGAGCUGGAGCUAAGCUGUAUCUGCAUAGACAACGUGGCAUUUCUUAGUCCCUACAUGAGACAGAUGAAGAACCUUCUUACGCUCAUUCUAACUGACAUUACAGAUAUCAUCACUCUGGAUGGUUGUGAUGAUUUUGAUGAGAAGAAAAUGAGCAGGUUGAUUUCUCAACUUCCCUCAUUCCACUGUCUCCAGAAUCUCUAUCUAAAUAAUAUCUUCUUUAUAGAUGAAAAUCUGAAAGAAUGCCUCAGGUGCCUGAAGAAUCCUUUGGAGACCCUGUGCCUCACUUACUGUAACCUCUCACAGACUGACUUGAAUUACCUGCCCCAUUGCCUGAAUAGUUGUAAGCUCAAAUAUCUGAACCUGAGUUCUAUAUAUUUAUAUACUUUAUCCCUUGAGCCUCUUGGGGUUCUCCUUGAGAGAGUUAAGGAUACCCUGCAAUCCCUGGAAUUACAGUCAUGUGGCAUGACAGACCGUCAUUUCGGCGCUCUCCUGCCUGGCCUAAGCCAAUGCUCCCACCUCACAAAGAUCAAUUUCUGUGAAAAUGAACUCUCUCUACCUGUUUUGAAACAACUUCUAGAGCAUACAGCCAAGCUGAGGCUGCUGAGUCAGACACAGUACCCUGCCCCUCGGGAGUGCUAUGAUAACAUGCGUAGAGUUAUAACACAGAGAUUAGAAAAUUUUGGCCCUGAGCUUCUGGAUAUACUCGACCAAAAGACAGCCCAAGAGAGUCACCUUUUCUACAUUGCAAUGCAUUAA
This is a messenger RNA of Arvicanthis niloticus (Nile rat), 915 nucleotides long. Its product is annotated as oogenesin-1-like. Lineage: Eukaryota; Metazoa; Chordata; Mammalia; Rodentia; Muridae. The record is from RefSeq and is a predicted model, not a curated record. Gene Ontology annotation, cellular component: cytoplasm.